Molecule: messenger RNA, 819 nt
Organism: Fukomys damarensis (Damara mole-rat)
Lineage: Eukaryota; Metazoa; Chordata; Mammalia; Rodentia; Bathyergidae
Product: suppressor of cytokine signaling 5-like
Exons: 1
Biological process (GO): phosphatidylinositol phosphate biosynthetic process; intracellular signal transduction
Cellular component (GO): phosphatidylinositol 3-kinase complex
Molecular function (GO): 1-phosphatidylinositol-3-kinase regulator activity
Source: RefSeq, a predicted model, not a curated record
AAUCCCUUAUAUAAACUGGGACCAAAGUUAGCUCCGGGAAUGACGGAAAUGAGUGGGGACAGUUCUGCAGUUCCACAAGCUACCUGUGACUCAGAAGAGGACACAACCACCCUGUGUUUGCAGUCACGAAGGCAGAAGCAGCGCCAGGUGUCUGGAGACAACCACGCCCAUGUCAGCAGACAGGGAGCUUGGAAAGUCCAUUUGCAGAUUGAUUAUAUACACUGCCUCGUGCCGGACCUGCUUCAGAUCACAGGGAAUCCCUGUUACUGGGGAGUGAUGGAUCGCUAUGAAGCAGAAGCCCUUCUGGAAGGGAAACCUGAAGGCACAUUUUUGCUCAGGGACUCUGCGCAAGAGGACUACCUCUUCUCUGUGAGCUCCUGCCGCUACAACAGAUCCCUGCAUGCUCGGAUUGAACAGUGGAAUCACAGGUUCAGUUUUGAUGCCCACGACCCAUGUGUUUUCCACUCUUCCACUGUAACAGGACUUCUAGAACAUUAUAAAGACCCCAGUUCUUGCAUGUUUUUUGAACCAUUGCUUACUAUAUCUCUGAAUAGGACCUUUCCUUUUAGCCUGCAGUACAUCUGCCGUGCAGUCAUCUGCAGGUGCACUGCAUACGAUGGAAUUGAUGGGCUCCCUCUACCAUCAAUGUUACAGGAUUUUUAAAAAGAGUAUCAUUACAAACAAAAGGUUAGGGUUCGCUGGUUAGAAGGAGAGCCAGUCAAGGCAAAGUAAACUCUUCUGUCCCCAAAGGGCAUUAACUAGCCUUGCUUUCACGUGCAUCAGUACACCUCUCAGAAGCACAGUAUCAGUGCUAGGUUU